Messenger RNA from Puma concolor (puma), 4042 nucleotides. The record is from RefSeq and is a predicted model, not a curated record. Lineage: Eukaryota; Metazoa; Chordata; Mammalia; Carnivora; Felidae.
UACACAUAAUAUAGCCCCUGAGGUGGAAUGGUGAUGUCUUCAUGAGGGAACCUCCUCUCAUUCAUCCUGUCAUGUGUAUCAUACUGUUCUUGACUGGGCCAUUCAUCUAAGAUGGGAUUUACCCUGUGAAACAGGGAGAAGACUUAUGGACCCCAAACAUCAUUUCAAGUCGUAGUUGAGUUUUUUUUAAAGUACAGACAUACAUGCAAAGCUCCUUUCCUUUGGGCCCUCUGCUUUGUUAAAGCUGCUGUGUUGCUAACCCAGAACUGCUCAAGUGACUGCUCAUCAUGGCUUCAGUUUGGAAGAGACUGCAGCGUGUGGGAAAACAUGCAUCCAAGUUCCAGUUUGUGGCCUCCUACCAGGAGUUGAUGGUUGAGUGUACCAAGAAAUGGCAACCAGAUAAACUGGUGGUGGUUUGGACAAGAAGAAGCCGAAGGAAGUCUUCGAAGGCUCAUAGCUGGCAACCUGGAAUAAAAAAUCCAUACCGUGGUGUUGUAGUGUGGCCUGUUCCUGAAAACAUUGAAAUCACUGUGACACUUUUUAAGGAUCCUCAUGCAGAGGAAUUUGAAGAUAAAGAGUGGACAUUUGUCAUAGAAAAUGAAUCCCCUUCUGGUCGAAGGAAAGCUCUGGCUACUAGCAGCAUCAACAUGAAACAGUAUGCAAGCCCUAUGCCAACUCAGACUGAUGUCAAGUUAAAAUUCAAGCCAUUGUCUAAAAAAGUUGUAUCUGCCACUCUCCAGUUUUCAUUAUCUUGCAUUUUCCUUCGGGAAGGAAAAGCCACGGAUGAAGACAUGCAAAGUUUGGCUAGUUUGAUGAGUAUGAAGCAGGCUGACAUCGGCAAUUUAGAUGACUUUGAAGAAGAUAAUGAAGAAGAUGAUGAGAACCGAGUGAACCAAGAGGAAAAGGCAGCAAAAAUUACAGAAAUUGUAAACCAAUUGAAUGCUCUGAGCAGCUUAGAUGAAGAUCAAGAUGACUGCAUAAAGCAAGCAAAUAUGCCUUCAGCUAAAUCAGCCAGUUCCUCUGAAGAGCUUAUCAACAAACUUAACUUUUUGGAUGAAGCAGAAAAGGACUUGGCCACUGUGAAUUUAAAUCCAUUUGGUGAUCCUGAUGUAGCAGAAUUAAACCCAUUUGGAGAUCCUGACUCAGAAGAACCAGUCACUGAAACAGCAUCACCUAAAAAAACAGAAGAACCUUUUUAUAAUAAUAGCUAUAAUCCCUUUAAAGAGGUACAGACUCCUCAGUAUUUGAACCCAUUUGAUGAGCCAGAAACUUUUGUAACUAUAAAGGAUUCUCCUCCCCAGUCUACAAAAAGAAAAAAUGUAAGACCUGUGGACAUGAGCAAGUACCUCUAUGCUGAUAGUUCUAAAACAGAAGAAGAAGAGUUGGAUGAAUCUAAUCCUUUUUAUGAACCUAAACCAGCUCUUCCUCCAAAUAAUUUGGUAAAUCCAAUUCAAGAACUGGAAACCGAAAGGAGAGUGAAAAGAAAAGCCCCAGCCCCACCAGCCCUCUCACCAAAGAUAGGAGGAGUAAAUGAAAACACAGUUAUUUCUGCAGGAAGAGAUCUCUCCACUUCUCCUAAGCCAAGUCCUAUACCAAGUCCUGUUUUGGGGCGAAAGCCAAAUGCUAGUCAGUCAUUGCUUGUAUGGUGUAAAGAAGUUACAAAAAACUACCGGGGAGUGAAAAUCACCAAUUUUACUACAUCAUGGAGAAACGGUUUAUCUUUUUGUGCAAUAUUACACCACUUUAGACCAGAUUUAAUUGACUACAAGUCUCUGAAUCCUCAAGAUAUUAAAGAGAACAACAAAAAGGCAUAUGAUGGAUUUGCCAGCAUAGGAAUUUCCCGGUUGUUGGAACCUUCUGAUAUGGUUUUAUUAGCAAUUCCUGACAAACUGACUGUUAUGACUUAUCUUUAUCAAAUCAGGGCACAUUUCAGUGGCCAAGAACUGAAUGUUGUCCAGAUAGAGGAGAACAGCAGUAAAAGCACAUAUAAAGUUGGAAACUAUGAAACAGAUACAAAUAGUUCUGUUGAUCAGGAAAAAUUCUAUGCAGAACUUAGUGAUCUGAAACGGGAGCCUGAAAUACAGCAGCCUACCAGCGGAGCAGUAGACUUCUUGUCGCAAGAUGACUCUGUAUUUGUAAAUGAUAGUGGGGUUGGAGAGUCAGAAAGUGAACAUCAGACUCCUGACGAUCAUCUUAGUCCAAGCACAUCCUCCCCUUACUGUCGCAGGACUAAAAGUGACACAGAACCCCAAAAGUCCCAGCAGAGCUCUGGAAGGACUUCAGGAUCCGAUGACCCUGGAAUAUGUUACAAUACAGAUUCAAUCCACGCACAAGUUUUGUUAGGCAAGAAGAGACUCUUGAAAGCAGAGACUUUAGAAUUAAGUGACUUAUACGUUAGUGAUAAGAAGAAGGAUGUGUCUCCACCCUUUAUUUGUGAGGAGACAGAGGAACAAAAGCUUCAGACUCUAGACAUCAGUAAUAACUUGGAGAAGGAAAAAUUAGAGAAUUCCAGACCCUUAGAAUGCAGAUCGGAUCCUGAAUCACCUAUCAAAAAACCAAGUUUAUCUCCCACUUCCAAACUUGGAUACUCAUACAACAGAGAUGCAGACCUUACAAAGAAAAAACGUACUUCCCUAAGGCAGACAGAGUCUGAUCCAGAUGCUGAUAGAACCACUUUCAAUCAUGCAGAUCAUUCCACAAAAACAGUCCAGCAUCGAAUGUUAUCCAGACAAGAAGAACUUAAAGAAAGAGCAAGAGUUCUGCUUGAGCAAGCAAGAAGAGAUGCAGCUUUAAAGGCAGGAAAUAAGCAGAAUACCAACGCAGCCACACCACUGUGCAACAGGCAGCUAAGUGAUCAGCAAGAUGAAGAGCGACGUCGGCAGCUGAGAGAGAGAGCUCGUCAGCUAAUAGCAGAAGCUCGAUCUGGAGUGAAGAUGUCAGAACUUCCCAGCUAUGGUGAAAUGGCUGCAGAAAAGUUGAAAGAAAGGUCAAAGGCAUCUGGAGAUGAAAAUGAUAAUAUUGAGAUAGAUACUAACGAGGAGAUUCCUGAAGGCUUUGUUGUAGGAGGUGGAGAUGAACUUACUAACUUAGAAAAUGACCUUGAUACUCCCGAACAAAACACUAAGUUGGUGGACUUGAAGCUAAAGAAGCUCCUAGAGGCUCAGCCACAGGUGGCAAAUUCACUUUCCAGUGCUUCACAGAAAGCUAUAACUGAGAGCUCAGAGCAAGACAUUAAGAAUGGCACAGAAGAUCUCCGGACUGAACGAUUACAAAAAGCAACAGAACGAUUUAGAAAUCCUGUUGUUUUCAGCAAGGAUUCUACAGUCAGAAAAACUCAACUUCAGUCUUUCAGUCAAUAUGUUGAGAAUAGACCAGAGAUGAAAAGGCAGAGAUCAAUACAGGAAGAUACAAAGAAAGGAAAUGAGGAGAAGACAGCGAUAACUGAAACUCAGAGGAAGCCAUCAGAAGAUGAAGUGCUUAAUAAAGGGUUCAAAGACACCAGUCAGUAUGUUGUAGGAGAAUUGGCAGCACUAGAGAAUGAGCAAAAGCAAAUUGACACCCGUGCCGCGCUGGUGGAGAAGCGCCUUCGCUAUCUCAUGGACACAGGAAGGAACACAGAAGAAGAAGAAGCUAUGAUGCAGGAAUGGUUUAUGUUGGUGAAUAAGAAAAAUGCCUUAAUAAGGAGAAUGAACCAGCUUUCUCUCCUGGAAAAAGAGCAUGAUUUAGAACGACGGUAUGAGCUGCUGAAUCGGGAAUUGCGGGCAAUGCUAGCCAUUGAAGACUGGCAGAAAACCGAGGCCCAGAAGCGACGCGAGCAGCUCCUGCUGGAUGAGCUGGUGGCCUUGGUGAACAAGCGCGACGCGCUCGUCAGGGACCUGGACGCGCAGGAGAAGCAGGCUGAAGAAGAAGAUGAGCAUUUGGAGCGAACUCUGGAGCAAAACAAAGGCAAGAUGGCCAAGAAAGAAGAGAAAUGUGUUCUUCAAUAGCAGCCGGACCAGAAUCUCCCAAUAUUUUAAUCCUGGGUCCCCCGACCAGAAAAUGU